Messenger RNA from Actinia tenebrosa (Australian red waratah sea anemone), 4730 nucleotides. Its product is annotated as tetratricopeptide repeat protein 28-like. The record is from RefSeq and is a predicted model, not a curated record. Lineage: Eukaryota; Metazoa; Cnidaria; Anthozoa; Actiniaria; Actiniidae.
UAUAGAAGAACACUCGAAUCAAGGGAGACACCGAACAAACUCAUCUUACAUCAUGCUACAUGUGAUGACGAGUCCACAAAUCAAACCAAAGGAAUCGGGGAACCCCCUUCAAAAUGAAAGUCCAAGCAAAGACCAAGACCAUGAAGAUGUAACAAGCUUUAGCUGUCGUUUGGUCAACAUUCCUUUUGUCUUUUAUUAGCUAGUGGCAACUCAAGGAAACGGGGAACACCCUUCAAAAUCAAAGUCCAAGCGUAGACCGAAGACCAUGAAGAUGUAAGAAGCUUUGGCUGUCGUUUGGUCAACAUUCUUUUUGUCUUUUAUUAGCUAGUGACAACUCAAGCUUUUAUAUCAACUUGGUAUGACUUUUAAGUCUGGAGGUUGAAGACGAACCCCCCUUUGUCUAAGGUGCGACAUGACGUCACCGUUGGUGAAGGACGAGUAAGACAAUCAAAACAAACCUUACAGUGAACUAAACAACUAAGCAAACCAAAUAUCCAACUUCAGUCCAAAUUAGAAAGUAGUCCAGAUGUGACGUACAGACACAACUACAGGGUGGCGACCAAAGUUAAUUUCUCACAAUUUAAGAUGUAACCAUAACUCAUGACUCAAACAUGGUGGAAUCACUACAAACUUUGAAUGACAUUGCGGACUAAUUGAGGAUAUAUAUUCAAGCUAUUCGUUGCUAUUCACAGCUCUGUGGUAAUCGUUGAUGUAUUCAAACUAAGGCAGGCUACUGAACUGCAAAACAGGAAAAACGAUGAGUGACCCCGCGAGUAGAGACAGCAAUAUUAGGGAGAGAAAAAGAUCACUAGCAUGGAUUACGGCUGCUUCAGCAACGCACUUGGAACUUGGUCUGACUGCAGAACAACGUAUCUGUCUGUACAGAGAAUGCUUAGCAGUAGCCCAGGAACACAGUGAUGAGAAGGUCAUUGGUCUUUGUACUUCUGCUUUGAAUACACUAGAUGACCACAUCAUGAGUGAUUUCAGGAAGAGCACUACAGGAGCGGAAUGUGAAGAUAAGGAGGAUGACAUGACCACUUACAUGAUAUUGGCGAUAGGGUAUGCCCACUUGGAGAAAGAAGAAUAUGAUGAUGUUAUAUUAAACAGUAAAAGAUGUCUUGCCAUGGCACAAGCAUCUGGUGAAAAAGUGGUUGAGAUGAAAGCGUACGAGAUGUUAGGUGAUGCCCACUUGAAGAAAGAAGAAUAUGAUGAUGCUAUAUCAUACGGUACAAAAUGUCUUGCCAUCGCACAAGCAUCCGGUAAAAAAGUGGUUGAGAUGAAAGCGUAUAUGAUGUUAGGGGAUGCCCACUUGAAGAAAGAAGAAUAUGAUGAUGCUAUAUCAUACGGUACAAAAUGUCUUGCCAUCGCACAAGAAUCUGGUCAUAAAGUGGCUGAAAUGAAUGCGUACAAGACGUUAUUGAAUGCCCAUUUCGAGAAAGAAGAAUAUGAUAAUAUUAUAUCAUACAGUAAAAAAUAUCUUCCCAUCGUACAAGAAUUUGGUAUUAAAGUAAAUGAGAUGAAUGCGUAUAAGAUCUUAGCGGUUGCGCACAUGGACAACCAAGAAUAUGAUGAUUCUAUAUCAUACAGUAAAAAAUGUCUUGCCAUUGCCCAAGAAUCUGGUAAUAAAACACUUGAGAUGUUUGCGUACAUGAUGUUAGGAAAUGCUCACUUGAAGAAAGAAGAAUAUGAUAAUAUUAUAUCAUACAGUACAAAAUAUCUUACCAUCGCACAAGCAUGUGGUGAAAAAGUGGUUGAGAUGAAAGCGUACAUGAUGUUAGGAGUUUCCCACUUGAAGAAAGAAGAAUAUGAUGAUGUAAUAUCAUACGGUACAAAAUGUCUUAACAUCGCACAAGAAUCUGGUGAAAAAGAAGAAGAGAUGAAUGCGUACAUUAUGUUAGGAAAUGCCCACUCGAAGAAAGAAGAAUACGAUGAUGCUCACUCCUUCUUUACAGAAGCCGAGACAAUUGCGAGGGAACUAGAGGACAACCACAAAGUCUCACAUCUUGGAAUACGUAUUAACGAGAUUUAUGAAAUAGUUGGCGUGUCUGAAGGACAUAGUGAAUUAUCAUCACUCCUGAAGACGUUUUUAGGUAGUGUUCAGAAAAAUGAAAGUCUUUUCCAUUCGUUUUUUCGCUUCUUGCAUUAUAAAGAAAACGACAAAUACGAGGAAGCUAUUUCAUGUCUUGAGGAUUUUAUGGCGCACGGAAAGAACAGUAUCAAUGAAGAUGAAUAUCGUGAACUAUUAUGGACUUGUAACUUAAACAUCUCAAAGUUGCAUGUGUUACUUAAGGAGUACGAUAAGGGUAUACAGUAUCAACAAGAAGCACUUGAUGUCGCACGCAAACAGGGCUCAAAGUCCAAACAGGCAAUGUCCCAUUUUAUCCUAGGCAAAGUGUAUUAUAAACUUAAACAGUUUGAGAAUGCAGAGAAGCCAUUGAAAGAAUCGUUAAGAUGCUAUGAAUUGAUAUUUGUUGGUCUUAAGCAAAACGAUCGAUUCAAAAUAGCUUUCAUUGAUAAAUACAAAGAGACUUUCAAGCUGCUUCUAAAGGUUCUUAUUGAAAGAAAUAAGAAAGAAGAAGCUCUGGUAUUGUCUGACCAAUAUCGUGCAAAAGCCCUGAAAGAUCUCCUUGUUUCAAGCUAUGGAAUGAAGAAAGAACAAACUGCUGAUGAGGAUUUACAGUACGCCGAUGUCCAGUCUCUUGUCUCCAGCAGUGAUUACACUCUUCUGUUUUAUUCAACGUGUUUUGACGAGUUGUACACGUUUGUAGUAGAGGCAGGAAACGAGCUUGGAUUUUCAGUCCAACAUUUUGAAUACUGUGAUACAUGUUUAGACAAGCUCGUUGAUGAAACAUUUGAAGAUAUGAAAGUGCGUCAAGUAAUCCACUGUGAGGACAGAUCAUUAGACAACAUGCACUACUCUGAAGAAAACAAGAAUCCAAAAGAAGAUGAAUUAACGCAGCUGUUGAUUCAACAGAGAGAAAAGAGAUUAUCAGAACAAUGCCGUUCUACUUGUGUAUGCAGAGGAAACCCAUCGGAAAACUGCGAUGAGAGCAGCCUGACUAGUGGCCUGGAAAAAUUGUAUCAAAAGUUAAUAAACAAUAUCAAGUUUUUGAUUAAGCAAGACGAAAUGGUCAUUAUUCCUGAAGGUCCCUUGUGCAGAUUACCAUUUGCUGCUCUACGGGACCCAGACACGGGACAAUAUUUGUCAGAAACGAAGCGAAUAAGAAUGGCUCCUUCGAUUGCAUCUUUAAAGUUCCUUCAAGAGUACCCAGUAGAGCAUCACUCCAGAAACGAGGCAUUGAUCAUUGGCGGUGGCUCCGUUGAUCCAGGCAAGGUGGAUGGAGUUAAAACUGAAUUUAUCCCCUUAGAAGGCGCAGAAGAAGAAGCAAAAGGAAUAGCUAACAUGCUUGGAGUUCAGCCGUUAUUGUCAGCUAACGCUACGAAACCCGUUGUCAUAAAGAGACUACAAGAAGGAGCGUCUGUUGUUCACAUCGCUGCCCAUGGUAACCUGGAAAAGGCCACAAUCGUACUUGCUCCUUCUUCUGAGAUAAGAAAAUUAAAGCGGAUCCCAGAUGAAGAAGAUUACAUGCUGACCAUGGCUGAUGUACAGCAGACUCACGUACGUGCACAGUUAGUUGUGUUAAGCUGCUGUGAAAGUGGGCGUGGUGAGAUUAAAGCUGAAGGAGUAGUUGGCAUGUGUCGCGCCUUUCUCGCGUCAGGUGCUCGUGCUGUGGUAGGUUCCCUAUGGAAAAUCAACGACAAGGCUACUUGUGAGUUCAUGGUUAAGUUUUACAAGUAUCUGAAGGACGGCAAGAGCGCUAGUACAAGCCUAAAUCUGACGAUGAAGGACAUGAGAAGAACGCCACAAUACAGUGAACCAAAGUAUUGGGCUCCUUUCUUUUUGAUGGGCGAUGAUGUGACGAUCCAGUUCAAAGAUUAGCACAGUAAAGAUGAAAUUGAAACAUUUUUUGAGGAAAUUCUCCUUUGGACAUUAUUUCCUUAAACAGUGAGUAAAAUAUAACAAUUACCAAGUUUAAAGAUUCAAAGGAUUAACAGUAUGUAUUCACUUUAGUGCAAAAGGCUCUUUUAGUUGGGAGGGGCGUAGAUCAAGAACACGGAAGCGAGGUCAGAGAGGCAUAGAGAAUAUAAUGUUCAAGAUUCUUGCUUUAGUAUCAUUUUCUUAGUUUCCUUGUUAUCAUCAUGUCAGUACCUCACAGCUAAAAGGGUUUUGCUACUGUAUAUAUGAAAUAUUUAGUGUGCGAUAAGUUAGAACUAUAUAAAGCACCUAGUCUAGGACACCGACCCUGAUAACGAGAGUUAACUGUAUUGAUGGGUACCUUCAUGUAACCAAUAUUGAAUGACAUGUACCUGUGAAGGUGUGAGGUGUGAAUUGUAGAGUACCUGAACUAGCUCAUGGUAUGUUGGUAGAACAUUAUUAGUCAGCUUUACUUUCUCGUUUUAAACCUUUUUAAAAAUUAUUUCAUUAUUAAUAAGGUUUGCAUAAUGAUUUAGGAUUGGAUUUUGACAAUGUACUUCAGUCAAAUUUCUAGCAAGCAUUGAAUGCUUAUCACAAUUAGUUCAAGUCGGGGGAAAUCUUAACUAUUAAUAAGAAAAAGUUGGUUCAUUGAACUAAUCUAAUUUAGUCUAAGAGGAUGUAGGGAUUCACUGUUUGGGUGGAGGGUAACAAUGUUGCCAGUUUGAUGAGGUUCUCAAGCCCUAUUCUAUCUGUA